UUUGCAUACUGACAAAUGUGUAAUCGCGGCUCAUCAAAUAAAUAAAAGCUUUGGCAAUUGAAAGAAGCAAAAAAAAAAAUUGCGGCUUUUUGAUUUGUUGUUUAUUUAGGAAAUUAUUUAAAUUUCUGUGCUCUCUAUUGCAUGACCUAAGGCAUUCCAGUAACGUGUGAUUUAGUGGUUUAAGGUUUAAGUUUACGGUUUUUAGGAUAUAGUGUCCAUCAAGGUGAAUUAAAAUUGAAAGGUCCCUUGCAACAUUUCGCACCCAUUGCCGCAGAAAAUAUGGACAAACGAUAUCCCAAUAGCAUUGUCAAUCCAUUCAUCCGUCGUCCAUGGAUGGAAAAUAAUGGAGCUGCAGCGGCAGCUGGUGGUCAAACUGGCCUGAAAGGAAUUAUUGCUGGUGGAAUUACGGGCGGUAUUGAGAUUUGUAUAACAUUUCCCACGGAAUAUGUGAAAACACAGCUUCAGUUGGAUGAAAAAGGUGGAGCUAAGAAAUACAAUGGAAUUGCAGACUGUGUUAAGAAAACUGUCAAAGCAAAUGGCUUUUUCGGACUGUAUCGAGGCUUAUCCGUUCUCCUCUAUGGAAGUAUACCAAAAUCUGCUGUCAGAUUUGGUGCAUUUGAAACAUUCAAAACCCAGAUGAUGGACCAUAACGGACAACUAAGCACGGGUGGCAAAUUAUUAGCUGGUCUAGGCGCUGGAGUCGCUGAGGCCAUCUUAGCUGUAACACCAAUGGAAACGGUCAAGGUGAAAUUCAUCAACGAUCAACGCAGUGCUAAUCCACAGUUCCGCGGCUUCUUCCACGGUGUGUCGACGAUCAUCAAGCAGGAAGGUUUCAUGGGUGUGUACAAAGGACUAACAGCAACGAUCAUGAAGCAGGGAUCGAAUCAAGCCAUUCGUUUCUAUGUCAUGGAAACACUAAAGGAUUUGUACAAGGGCGACGAUCCCAAGAAACCGGUACCGAAAAUGCUGGUCGGUGCUUUCGGUGCUUUUGCCGGAGCCGCAUCCGUAUUCGGUAAUACCCCCAUUGAUGUGGUUAAAACUAGAAUGCAAGGCUUAGAGGCGUCCAAAUACAAGAACACCGCCGAUUGUGCUAUGCAAAUCUGGAAAAAUGAGGGACCAACCGCAUUCUACAAGGGAACGGUGCCGCGAUUGGGUCGUGUGUGUUUGGAUGUAGCUAUUACCUUCAUGAUAUACGAUUCGUUCAUGGAUUUGUUUAACAAAUUUUGGCAUUAGUCGUUGAUGCGGUACGUGUGCGUGUGAUUGCGUUGGCUAUUAUAGUACAAAAAUUCGCAAAUUUUUGCUACUUAUUAGAAUUUUUGAUGUAAACUUGGGCGAGCCUAGCUCAGCGUCCAAUGAACUGUUAUAUUAGGGAAAGGCCUUACUGAAUUCUUCGCUUUUCUUCGUUUGUGAUCAUCUAAUGUCACAAUCGGUAAGGAAAUGUGAAAUGUGUGCAACGAAAGUAGUUGAACAAAAAAAAAAUUAGAAAAUUAAUUGGAACAGACUGCGGUAUUUACAGGUGUUUCUGUUUCAAUGGAUCCCCAACUAUCCUCAGCACAAAGUUAUUUUU
This is a messenger RNA of Bradysia coprophila, 1567 nucleotides long. It is a transcript of the gene sea, whose product is annotated as mitochondrial citrate transporter scheggia. Gene Ontology annotation, biological process: mitochondrial citrate transmembrane transport. Gene Ontology annotation, cellular component: mitochondrion. NCBI's taxonomy places the organism in Eukaryota, Metazoa, Arthropoda, Insecta, Diptera, Sciaridae. The record is from RefSeq and is a predicted model, not a curated record. Gene Ontology annotation, molecular function: citrate secondary active transmembrane transporter activity.